This is a messenger RNA of Ramularia collo-cygni, 585 nucleotides long. Its product is annotated as probable NADH-ubiquinone oxidoreductase 21.3 kDa subunit. The transcript has 3 exons. NCBI's taxonomy places the organism in Eukaryota, Fungi, Ascomycota, Dothideomycetes, Mycosphaerellales, Mycosphaerellaceae. The record is from RefSeq and is a predicted model, not a curated record. The coding region runs from base 1 to 585 and encodes 194 amino acids.
AUGGCAACCAAAGGAGUCAAGGGUGCCGUGACUACGGCCAGCAAGGCCACUAUCGCUGGAAAAUACACGGUCCAGCCCACAGGCAUCUGGGCCAAGGUGCAUCGAUUCUUUGCCCUCGAUCCCGCGCGAUCUUCUGGUAUUCCCCUCAACCCGCAGUUCCGCAAUCCACCUCCAGGCGGUAACGACCCUCUCGGCUACGACGACGCAGUCACCACCCCGGCGGGCGACAUCGCCGAGAACCCAUACUGGAAGCGCGACACAAGGAGAUCAUACCCCAAACUAUCCGUUGUAACACAGUCGGAUGUGGUGGGUCUUUUGAGCGUGGGAUCCGCGGCGGCACCCAAGGAGGAUGUCUUGAAGAUUGGAGAUGCGGGAAAGACCCAGCUGGUAGAGGUCAAGGAGGAGGGCGAGAAGGGAUUGAGCGCGUAUUUCGAGAAGAACAAGGGCGUAUUUGCAGGCGUUCUGGGCAAGGACGGUCUUCCGCCAACACCAACCAGCCGACACCCUCAGGGCAAGCGAUACCAGCUUAUUGAGCCGCAGGAGCAGACGUAUGGUGAAGGCUACCCAUGCAGGACUUUCAUAUAA